Molecule: messenger RNA, 2959 nt
Organism: Pungitius pungitius (ninespine stickleback)
Lineage: Eukaryota; Metazoa; Chordata; Actinopteri; Perciformes; Gasterosteidae
Product: endothelin receptor type B-like
Exons: 8
Coding region: 208-1449 (413 amino acids)
Biological process (GO): developmental pigmentation; regulation of blood pressure; vasoconstriction
Cellular component (GO): plasma membrane
Molecular function (GO): endothelin receptor activity
Source: RefSeq, a predicted model, not a curated record
CGUUGGAGAGCAGAGUGCGGGCGCACAGCGAACACACCGCGGGCAGGUCUGACUCGACCUUUGAUUACCCACCAAGCACCGUGCCAAUUAGCGGAACUCUGCUGGAAUUAUUCAUCGGGAAACUUUGGGACCACAGCAGAACUGCGCGGUCCGGACCCUCAGAACUCCGCCUCCAAAGCGCAGUCGACCGCGUGCGCGUGGGCGAGCAUGAGGGCCGUCGCCUCCCUGCUGCUUUGCCUCCUGGUGGCCGCCGGGGUCGGAGCUUCCCGGUUCGCCCGCGAUGCCCGGGGCGGCGCCGCAGCCUCGGAGCCGACCAGGAGCAACGCCACCGCCCCGCUCGCGCUCCCUCAGCCGGGGCAGCCGGCUCCCAACCCCCCCAUGUGUCUAAAGCGCACCGAGAUCACGCACGCCUUCAAGUACGUCAACACCAUCGUGUCCUGCCUGAUCUUUGUGGUGGGGAUCAUCGGCAACUCCACGCUCCUCAAGAUCAUGUAUAAGAACAAGUGCAUGAGAAAUGGACCCAAUGUUCUGAUUGGCAGCCUGGCUCUGGGGGACCUGCUGUAUAUAAUCAUCGCCAUCCCCAUCAAUGUUUUUAAGCUGAUAGCCCAGGACUGGCCGUUCGGCGUGUACAUCUGUAAGCUGAUGCCAUUCAUCCAAAAGGCCUCAGUGGGAAUCACUGUCCUCAGCCUGUGUGCUCUCAGCAUUGACCGCUACCACGCAGUGACGUCAUGGAGCAGGGUGAAGGGGAUGGGCGUCCCUCUGUGGAAGGCGGCGGAGGUGACGCUGAUCUGGCUGCUCGCUGUGAUGCUCGCGGUCCCCGAGGUGCUGGCGUACGACAUGCUGGAGUUGCCGUACAGGGGCGCCAAGCUGCGCGUGUGUUUGAUCCAUCCGGAACAGACCACCAGCUUCAUGAAGUUCUACCAGGACGUGAAGGACUGGUGGCUGUUUGGCUUCUAUUUCUGCCUCCCGCUGGCCUGCACGGGAAUCUUCUACACACUCAUGUCCUGCGAGAUGCUCAGCCGCAAAAAGGGCAUGCGCAUCGCACUCAACGACCACAUGAAACAGCGACGGGAAGUAGCCAAGACGGUGUUCUGCCUCGUGGUGAUUUUCGCUCUCUGCUGGCUGCCCCUCCAUCUCAGCCGCAUUCUGAAGAAAACCAUCUACGACGAGAGCGACCCCAACCGCUGCGAGCUGCUCAGCUUCCUCUUGGUGAUGGAUUACAUCGGCAUCAACAUGGCCUCCCUCAACUCCUGCAUUAACCCGAUUGCCCUCUACUUUGUCAGCCAGAAGUUUAAAAACUGCUUCCAGUCUUGCCUGUGCUGCUGGUGCUACAGAACAUCUCCACUGGACGAACGAGGUUCCGGAGGACGCUGGAAGGGCUCUUGUCACGGGAACGGACUGGACCGAUCCAGCUCCCGCUCCAGUCAGAAAUACACCAGCUCUUCAUAAACUAAACACACACACGACGCACACACACACACACACACACACGCGCACUCGCACACAAAAGUUGCCCACCGGCCGAUGGCGAGAGACAAAAAAAGCGAGGCAGCGAGGUGGAAGCCGCAGGACCGUACCUGUUGAAGAGAGAGACAAAGUCAUACUAACUGCAACAAGGAUGUGUGGCAUUCACACAGAGGACUGAGCCUUUUCUCAGUGGACCGACACAUUUAUAAAGAAUGUUUAUUAGCCGCAUGUAAAUAUAUGUACAGGACUAUUUACGAGCAUGACUGGAGACCGAUGAUUACCCCAAACCAGUGUAUGAAACCAGUGUAUGAAACCAGUGUAUGAAACCAGUGUAUGAAACCAGUGUAUGAAACCGCUCAGUUAAGUGCUGCCUGUUGAGGCUUUGAUUCCUCACAGAGAAUCUGUGAUUUUGAGUGGUUGGUUUCAAAGGGUCUUGUUUUUAAAUUGUAUUUUUCAUUUUUUUUUUAAACGCACGACUUUGCCUCAGCAGAGAAACACAAACGCUAAUAAUCUGACAAUCGACUACAAGCUGUUGUUGAGCUGCCCGGGGCCCCCGGGACCACUGUGACAUCAUACCAUAGUGGGGCCCCACUGAGAUGUUGAGAAACCAAUCAUCCAAAAUGUUUUAUCUGGAAAUGAUUGCGGCGCCGGGUCAUGUGGUCGCCAGCUGUUUCUCUAGAAUGCUGCAAAACACCAGAUGACUGCGAGCUGCACAGAGGAGAUCUUUUCUUCUUGCCGCGUUUGUGUCGUCGCACGCGUGUAACUGUCUGUCCCACUGUGUAAGACUUACACAGACUUAGGAAGGGUUUCUAUUUUUCUAAGAAGUACACAUCACAAUAGAUGUGAAGCCUGCGUAGUCCGACCUUCUGAGUUGUCCAUUUAAUAUUCCCGAAUAGUUUCCGUCUAGUGAGUGGUCUUCUGAGAGAGCACCUGGCAGGAAAACGCUCCAAAUAUGGAGCAGUUUGUGUUUAAGACAGGAGUUGUUAUAGUGGGGAUUAGGUUUAUUUGAAGUUUGUAAUGGUCAUAGAAAAUAUUUAGAUGUACUAGUCGCUUCCUUUUGAAUGUAAUCCAGGCAAUCGUGUGCUGAGAUACAACUGAAAUAGAUUUGAUUCAUGCAGUAAGUUCUCCAUUUCCGCUGUGACAGAACUGUAGCAGGUUGUGACCCAUUAAGCCUUUUAUGUGUGCUCCAUGUUAGCUUCAUUUAGAGGACAUCGUGUACUGGAAAGUGAAACCAAGCUAAGAUUUUUUAAGUAAUAUGUGAAUAUUGGCCUUGUCGUUUAAAGAUAACAUUUAUACUUUAUACUUAUUUGUUGAGAAUACUGUAAUAAAUAUUGUUUUAUAGCAUUUGUGUUUGACUUAUUUACUAAAAUAGUGUGAAUGCAUUCAGGGUAAUUUCCAGUUAGUAGUGAUGCAGUCUCAUUGCAUAUAAACUAUUCACAUGUUAUACAAUAUACAGUAUCUGCACACAUUAAAGAUUCUUGGGGGUAUUUGA